Erythranthe guttata (spotted monkey flower) is the source of this 1500-nucleotide messenger RNA. The record is from RefSeq and is a predicted model, not a curated record. NCBI's taxonomy places the organism in Eukaryota, Viridiplantae, Streptophyta, Magnoliopsida, Lamiales, Phrymaceae.
AUGCAUGCAUUAAGGGGUAAAUAUGCUUUUCAAUUGAUGCGAAAACAAUCGCUUUGGGCUCGGGUUAUUCUGAGCAAGAUUCGAGGUAAUCUUUAUGGUUCUCUACCUAUAUUAAGCUCCAAAAUGUUGAAAGCUAUUUGGCCUCAUAUACAGGUGCUGCGCGGUCAUAGUCGAUGGAUUAUUGGGGAGGGGCAAAUUGAUUUUUGGCGAGACAAUUGGCUCGGGACCCCUAUCGACUCGGAUUUUACUGGUGAAUUAUUUUCCGUGAGUGCAGGUAUGCACAUGAGAUCUCAUCUUGCUGAUUUGGUUUCGUCGGAAAUAUGGGAGAGAAUUAAGUUAAUUCAUAUUCAACCGGAGCAUAAGGAUGAAUUAAUAUUUACAAAGACUCCAUCUGGGCGGUUCUCGGUUAGCAAGUAUUGGGACUUACGACGGCAACGUGGGGUAGUGGUCGAUUGGGCAGAUAUAGUUUGGAACAAAUAUACCCCUUUUCGUCUUAAUGCGUUUAUGUGGAGAUUUCAAUGGAAUGCUCUUCCUCUUGACGACAAAAUUCAAACACGCGGGAUUCCUCUUGUGUCUCGAUGUUUAUGCUGUGUCUCUCCCCAAACCGAGAAUAGAAUUCAUUUAUUUUUUCGAUCUGAGGUGGCUAUAGCAGUAUGGAGAUAUUUUGCUCACAAAUUACAUAAACCAUACAUUGGUUUGAUUGGCUUUCAAUUGCUUCGGAAUUGGUUACAUGAUAUUCGGAGAGACACUCAGCUCGGUAUUGGCACUUUGAGUCUCUUUUUCUAUAUUGUUUAUGAAAUAUGGAAAGAUCGAUGCACGGCAUUAUUUCAAGAUAUCCCGAUGAAUGCUUCUCGUAUUAUCAAGAAGGUGGAGUUCCAAUUCACGAUUCUUAGCGGGAUUUCACUUCCUCUUACACCAGGCAAUCCGAGGGAGCAGCAAGUUUUGGCUACGUUUCAUAUUCCAUUGCGUCAGGUUUCUUCGCGAAAAGGCAGUUGGGUGGUUUGGCAUAAACCUGUGAGUAAUUGUUUGAAGAUUAACACGGAUGCGGCGCAUCGACCGACUACCUUGGCAGGAGCUGGAGUAGUCAGGGAUAAUAAUGGCGAAUAUCUCACGGGAUUUACUUUAUAUUUUGAACAUACGUGGUCGGUUUUAUAUAUUGAGAUUUUUACGAUAUUGCAUGCGAUUGUCUUUGCUGGGGAAUAUGGUUUUUCGCAAGUGGUGGUGGAAUCGGAUUCUGAAAUUGGAGUCAAAAUGAUUAAAGGUCUGACGGAUCCUCAUUGGGAAGUCAUUCAGCUGGUUCGUCGAUGUCGUCGAGCUAUUUUUCCUGGGCUACGUAUUCAAUCUUGUUUCCGCGAACAAAACCGAGUAGCUGAUGCGCUUGCCAAGGAUGCUUUGAUAUCUAAGAAAACGGAAAAUGGUGUCACUUCGGAAUCCCUUCCGUACCACAUAAAAAAAUUAUUGUUUGAAGAUAGAAUUGGGCUAUGGAAUUUUCGAAGAUAG